Molecule: messenger RNA, 1642 nt
Organism: Rhineura floridana
Lineage: Eukaryota; Metazoa; Chordata; Lepidosauria; Squamata; Rhineuridae
Gene: CACNB1
Product: calcium voltage-gated channel auxiliary subunit beta 1
Exons: 13
Coding region: 54-1640 (528 amino acids)
Biological process (GO): calcium ion transmembrane transport; regulation of voltage-gated calcium channel activity; chemical synaptic transmission
Cellular component (GO): voltage-gated calcium channel complex
Molecular function (GO): protein binding; high voltage-gated calcium channel activity
Source: RefSeq, a predicted model, not a curated record
UUCCUCAACCAUGAGUCCGGCGUGAGCACAGCCGAAGGCGCACAGGCAUCUCCAUGGUGCAGGACGGCGGCAUGUCACGCACACCUUACAGCUCCAGCCAAGACAUCCAGAUGGAGGUCUUAGACAACCCGGGCCUCCAGGGGAAAUAUAGCAAAAGGAAGAAUCGCUUCAAACGCUCCGAUGGCAGCACCUCCUCUGACACAACUUCAAACAGUUUCGUCAGGCAGGGUUCUGCAGAGUCCUACACCAGUCGCCCAUCUGAUUCUGAUGUGUCAUUGGAAGAAGACCGCGAGGCCCUGCGCAAGGAAGCAGAGCGGCAAGCCCUCGCGCAGCUGGAGAAAGCCAAGACCAAACCAGUGGCAUUUGCUGUGAGAACAAAUGUGGGCUAUAAUCCAUCUCCCAAUGAUGAUGUACCAGUCCAAGGCAUGUCUAUUUCCUUUGAACCCAAAGACUUCCUUCAUAUCAAAGAGAAAUACAACAAUGACUGGUGGAUUGGACGGCUGGUCAAAGAAGGCUGUGAGGUUGGCUUCAUCCCCAGCCCUGUCAAGCUGGAGAACAUGAGGAUGCUACAGGAGCAAAAGAUGAGGCAACACCGGCUCAGCUCCAGUAAAUCGGGAGACAACUCCACUUCCAGCCUGGGAGAUGUAGUGACCGGUCCCCGGAGACCUACUCCACCUGCCAGUGGUACCUUGGACAUGACUAACUUAGUUUAUGACCCAGACGCCCUUGACUUAGAGGAGGAGGAGGAGGAGGCAGCAACCGAGGAGAACCACCGAACCCCUAAGACUAGUGUUAGCAGCGUUACCACGCCCCCCUCCACCACCAAGCGUAUCCCCUUCUUUAAGAAGGCGGAGCACGUGCCCCCAUACGAUGUGGUUCCUUCCAUGCGGCCAAUCAUUCUUGUAGGCCCAUCCUUGAAAGGGUAUGAGGUGACGGACAUGAUGCAGAAAGCCUUGUUUGAUUUCCUGAAACGCCGAUUCGAUGGCAGAAUAUCCAUCACACGUGUGACAGCUGACAUUUCCUUGGCUAAGCGCUCAGUCCUCAACAACCCUAGCAAACACACCAUCAUUGAGCGCUCCAGCACCCGCUCUAGCCUGGCUGAAGUGCAGAGUGAGAUUGAGCGCAUCUUUGAGCUGGCCCGCACCCUGCAGUUGGUAGCCCUGGAUGCAGACACCAUCAAUCACCCAGCUCAACUGUCGAAGACCUCAUUAGCACCAAUUAUUGUCUAUAUCAAGAUAUCUUCCCCUAAGGUGCUGCAGAGAUUGGUGAAAUCUAGAGGCAAAUCCCAAGCCAAGCACUUGAAUGUGCAGAUGGUGGCAUCGGACAAAUUGGCGCAAUGCCCCCCAGAGAUGUUUGACAUUAUCCUGGAUGAAAACCAGUUGGAAGAUGCCUGCGAGCACCUGUCUGAGUACCUGGAAGCCUACUGGAAAGCCACACAUCCUCCCAGCAGCAACCCACCCAAUCCGCUGCUGACCCGCACCAUGGCAACUGCUGCCCUGGCUGCCAGCCCCGCCCCGGUCUCCAACCUCCAGGUACAAGUGCUGACCUCACUCAAGCGCAACCUGGGGUUCUGGGGCGGGAGGGGCAGCCUGGACCAGGGGCUGAGUGGAGCUGUCCGGGUGGAGGAGCACGAGUUGUAGCC